Messenger RNA from Morchella importuna, 672 nucleotides. RefSeq lists its product as uncharacterized. The record is from RefSeq and is a predicted model, not a curated record. Gene Ontology annotation, molecular function: cellulose binding. The transcript is spliced from 3 exons. Gene Ontology annotation, cellular component: extracellular region. Lineage: Eukaryota; Fungi; Ascomycota; Pezizomycetes; Pezizales; Morchellaceae. The coding region runs from base 1 to 672 and encodes 223 amino acids. Gene Ontology annotation, biological process: carbohydrate metabolic process.
AUGAAGAACCAACUCCUCACCAUCCUCCUCCUCUCGCUCUCCGCCAGCAGCGUCCACGGCGCCGUAGCAGCAUGGGGCCAGUGCGGCGGCGUCACCUACAGCGGCGACACGACAUGCGUGAGCGGGUAUGCGUGCAUAAAGGUCAAUGAUUACUACUUCCAAUGCCAACCCGGCACGGCCACCGUCUCCGCCUCCACCGCCUCCACCACCACCACCGCCGUGACGCCCACGACGGCCACAACCACCGCCUCCGGCACAGCUCCCACCGGCACCGGCCAGCUGAUCCGCGGCGUCAGCACGCCCAUCUACCACUUGUACCUGCAGUCUCUCGGCGGCGUGCCCGUCAUGGCCGCCGAGGCCACCGCCGAGCGCUUCAUCAUCUCGGGCUCCAUCCAGGACACCACGUCCGGCUUGUAUCUCAACGUGGACGGCUCUGCGACAACGAGUUAUAAGGCGAUUUCGUUUGGUGCGACGGCGACGACGACGGGGUGGGGGUUGGAGGGCGAUACGAUCAUUACCACUAAUGCGAGUGUGUUUGGGAGACAGCUCAACUUCCUAGCAUGCGAGACGUCAACGUUGGGGGCGUAUAAGCUGUAUCUACAGACGGGGAGCGACACGCCGAGUGGUGAGACUUGCACGUCGCAGACGCUGCAUCUGCCGUGUUUGUGCUAG